AUGGCCAUGCCCUGCAAGGCGCUCGCCCUCUGCCUCCUGGCGCUCCUGGCGCUCUCGUCCGCUUGCUACAUCCAGAACUGCCCCAUCGGGGGCAAGCGUGCUGCGCUGGACAUGGACAUCCGGAAGUGCAUGCCCUGCGGUCCCAGGAACAAGGGCCACUGCUUUGGUCCCAACAUCUGCUGUGGGGAGGAGCUGGGCUGCUACCUCGGCACCUCCGAAACGCUGCGCUGCCAGGAAGAGAAUUUCCUGCCGACCCCCUGCGAGUCCGGCCGGAAGGCGUGCGGCAGCAGUGGAGGGAGGUGCGCAGCCCCCGGCAUCUGCUCCUGUGCAGAGGGCUGCGUGGUUGACUCAUCUUGCGAGCAAGAAGUGAUGUUUCCAUAG
Molecule: messenger RNA, 381 nt
Organism: Tinamus guttatus (white-throated tinamou)
Lineage: Eukaryota; Metazoa; Chordata; Aves; Tinamiformes; Tinamidae
Source: RefSeq, a predicted model, not a curated record